Malassezia pachydermatis is the source of this 2853-nucleotide messenger RNA. RefSeq names its product fthfs-domain-containing protein. NCBI's taxonomy places the organism in Eukaryota, Fungi, Basidiomycota, Malasseziomycetes, Malasseziales, Malasseziaceae. Gene Ontology annotation, cellular component: cytosol. Gene Ontology annotation, molecular function: formate-tetrahydrofolate ligase activity; methenyltetrahydrofolate cyclohydrolase activity; ATP binding. The coding region runs from base 1 to 2853 and encodes 950 amino acids. Gene Ontology annotation, biological process: tetrahydrofolate interconversion. The record is from RefSeq and is a predicted model, not a curated record. The transcript is spliced from 2 exons.
AUGACUUUGAACGCCCCUCCCAACAAGCGUAUCGAUGGUACGGCCCUUGCUGCGUCCAUUCGUGCUUCGGUGGCCGAGCGAGUCCAGAAGCUGAAGCAGUCGCACCCGGGCUUCCAGCCGCAUCUGUGUAUUAUCCAGGUGGGUGAGCAGAGCGCUUCCUCAACAUACAUCCGCAUGAAGCGUCAGGCAGCGGAGCAGUGUGGGAUCCUUGCCCAGCAUAUUCAGCUUCCGUCCGAUGCGACCGAAGAGAGGAUUCGCUCGGAAGUCCAUCGCCUGAACGAUGACCAGAGUGUGGAUGGGAUCCUAGUGCAGCUGCCGCUAGGUGAUCAUAUUGAUUCCGAGGCUGAGCGACGUGUGACAGAGGAGAUCGCGCCAUCAAAGGACGUGGAUGGCUUCCAUACCCUGAACAUUGGACAGCUAUCGUCGAAGGCAUGCAACCCGUCGUUUAUGCCAUGCACGCCAGCUGGUAUUUUGCGUCUUCUCGAAAGCGUGGGCUUAAAGGACUUGUCUGGUAUGCAUGCCGUUGUCAUGGGACGCAGCGAUAUUGUCGGCAACCCAGUAGCUGCCCUUUUGCGUUCGCGCAAUUGCACGGUGACGCAGGUGCACAGCAAGUCGGCCCACGUACCGGAGCUCUUGAAGACAGCGGAUAUUGUGGUGGCAGCGAUCGGAAAGGCCCACUUCGUGCAAGGCUCGUGGCUCAAGGAAGGCGCUGUGGUGAUUGAUGUAGGUACCAACUACAUCCCGGAUGCUACGAAAAAGUCUGGGCAGCGUCUGGUUGGCGAUGUCGACAAUGCCUCAGCGGAACCUGUAGUGGCUGCUAUUACGCCUGUUCCAGGCGGUGUCGGCCCCAUGACAGUGGCGAUGCUGAUGGACAAUGUGUUCAUUGCUGCCGAACGCCGUGCGGACCGUGAAACGAGCCGUCCUCGUGGCGUAACGUCGCGGAACCCCUUGACAUUGAAGCGCCCUGUGCCGAGUGAUAUUGAGAUUGCACGUGCACAGACGCCAAAGAAGAUUGCGCAGAUCGCGCAUGAAAUUGGUCUGCUGUCCAGCGAAUUGGAGCCCUAUGGUGAUGUGAAGGCAAAGGUGUCGUUGAGUGUCUUGGAUCGUCUGAAGGAUCGAACCAAUGGCAAAUACAUUGUCGUGGCAGGUAUUACGCCAACACCGCUAGGUGAGGGCAAGUCGACGACGACCAUUGGUCUGGCCCAAGCGCUUGGUGCGCACCUGAACCGUCCGGCUUUUGCGUGUGUGCGUCAGCCAUCGCAAGGACCUACGUUCGGUAUUAAGGGUGGUGCCGCUGGUGGUGGCUACUCGCAGGUGAUUCCUAUGGAGGAGUUUAACUUGCACCUUACGGGUGACAACCAUGCUGUGAUGGCGGCGAACAACCUUUUAGCUGCGGCUGUGGACACGCGCAUGUUCCACGAAGCGACACAGUCAGACAAGGCAUUGUACGAGCGCCUGACACCGCGCAAGAAGGGCGUUCGCACGUUCUCCAAUGUCAUGCUGAAGCGACUUCGCAAGCUUGGCAUUGACAAGACAGAUCCGGAUACCCUUACCGAGGAGGAGGCACGUCGCUUUGCGCGUCUCGAUAUCGACCCUGACUCGGUGACGUGGCGCCGUGUGGUGGAUACGAAUGACCGUUACCUGCGUCAGAUCACCGCGGGUGAGGCGCCGACGGAAAAGGGACUGACGCGCGAGACGGGCUUUGAUAUCGCCGUGGCGUCGGAAUGUAUGGCCGUUUUGGCCUUGAGCCGUGACUUGAAGGACAUGCGUGAGCGUCUGGGCAACAUGGUUAUUGGUUCGAGCAAGAGCGGUGAGCCGAUCACGGCAGACGAUAUCGGUGCUGGCGGUGCGUUGGCAGUGCUCAUGCGCGAUGCCAUCAAGCCGAACCUGAUGCAGACCCUGGAGGGCACGCCAGUGUUUGUGCAUGCUGGUCCAUUUGCGAACAUUGCGCACGGCAACUCCUCGAUCUUAGCGGAUGCCAUUGCGCUCAAGCUGGCUGGCCGAAAGGAAGGCGAGCCGGCUGAGCGUGUUGGCUACGUGAUCACGGAGGCCGGCUUUGGCGCUGAUAUUGGCAUGGAGAAAUUCUGCAACAUCAAGUGCCGCGAGAGUGGAUUGGUCCCUGACGCCGUAGUUCUUGUCGCAACAGUGCGUGCGCUCAAGUCGCACGGCGGCGGCCCUGACGUGUCGCCCGGCAAGCCGCUGAGCGAUGUGUAUACGCAGGAGAACCUCGAGAUCCUUGACGCGGGCUGCGGGAACCUUGGCAAGCAUAUCCAGAACGCGAAGCAGUUUGGCCUCAAGGUAGUCGUCGCUGUGAACAAGUUUGCGUCGGACACGCAGACGGAGCUCGACUUGGUCGUUCGUCGUGCGUUGGAAGCAGGUGCUGAUGCAGCGGUGCCAUCGGACCACUGGGCAAACGGUGGUGAGGGUGCGAUCCCACUAGCGAAGGCGGUGAUCGAGCAGCUGCAGCACACCGAGUCGCAAUUCCAGUUCCUCUACGAGCUGGACCAGCCGAUUGAGGCGAAGAUUGAGACGAUUGCACGCCGCAUGUAUGGCGCCGACGGCAUUGAAAUCCUUCCGGAAGCGCGGGAGCAGAUUGACAGGUACGCCCGCCAAGGCUUUGCGCACUUGCCGAUUUGCAUGGCCAAGACACAUCUCUCUCUGUCUCACGAUCCGGCGCUGAAGGGCGUGCCUACAGGCUUUACGGUACCGAUCCGCAGCGUGCGUCUCUCGGCAGGCGCCCGUUUCCUGUACCCGCUAUGUGGUGCUAUGCAAACGAUGCCGGGCUUGAGCACGCGCCCAGGCUACUAUGACAUUGACCUGGUCGACAACGGCCAAGUGAUCGGUCUGUUUUAA